AGAAGCCUCCAGAUGUGACCAAAUCUCGCAAAUUGAAGACAGAGCAUCUGCUCAAAGUCGACGAUCAUGACUUCACUAUGAGGCCGGCGUUUGGAGGUCCUGCGAUCCCCGUUGGAGUGGAUGUUCAGGUGGAGAGCUUGGACAGUAUCUCUGAGGUGGACAUGGACUUCACCAUGACUCUGUACCUGCGGCAUUACUGGAAGGACGAGCGCCUAUCCUUCACCAGCAGCACCAACAAGAGCAUGACGUUUGACGGACGCCUGGUGAAGAAGAUCUGGGUCCCUGACGUCUUCUUCGUCCACUCCAAGAGGUCGUUCAUCCACGACACCACCACCGACAACAUCAUGCUGCGAGUGUUUCCUGAUGGACAUGUCCUCUACAGCCUCAGAGUGACGGUGACGGCGGCAUGUAACAUGGACUUCAGCCGCUUCCCUCUGGACUCUCAGACGUGCUCGCUGGAGCUGGAGAGCUACGCCUACACGGAUGAGGACUUGAUGCUCUACUGGAAGAGCGGAGACGAGUCCCUCAGCACGGACGAUCGCAUCUCUUUAUCGCAGUUUCUCAUCCAGAAGUUCCACACCACGUCUCGGCUGGCUUUCUACAGCAGCACAGGCUGGUACAAUCGCCUCUACAUCAACUUCACACUGCGACGCCACAUCUUCUUCUUCCUGCUGCAGACAUAUUUCCCCGCCACGCUCAUGGUGAUGCUUUCCUGGGUGUCGUUCUGGAUUGACCGGCGAGCGGUGCCAGCCAGGGUCUCCCUGGGCAUCACCACCGUGCUGACCAUGUCCACCAUCAUCACCGGAGUGAACGCCUCCAUGCCUCGGGUGUCUUACAUCAAAGCCGUGGACAUUUACCUGUGGGUCAGCUUCGUCUUCGUCUUCUUGUCGGUGUUGGAGUACGCCGCUGUCAACUACCUGUCCACUGUGCAGGACCGGCGGGAGCGUAAGCUGAGGGAGCGGGCGCGAUCGCAGUCCCUGCCCUGCACCUGUGGGAUCUCCCAAACACGGACCAUGACCAUGUUGGACGGUACUUACAGCGAGGCUGACACCAACAGCCUGGCCGGCUACACGGAGGAGCCGAUGCCGGAGGAAGAGCAGGAGGAGCUUCACGAGGUUCCUGAGAAACCGGAGCACAUGGUGGUGCAUCUAUCAGUGAGCAGCGAGUCCACCAACACGAAGAAGAAGAAGAGCUUGCGUGCACUCAACAUCAUCCAGAACACACAUGCUAUUGACAAAUACUCACGGAUGAUUUUCCCUGGCUCCUACAUCUUCUUUAACUUGAUCUACUGGUCCGUCUACUGCUGAGAGACGAUCUGAUCCAGACGGUGGCCAGAGGGAUUAUCACUGUUUUUAUGCUGCAUCAACGUGGGAUUCUUCUGGGUUUCUGAAAGGGGUGCUGUCUGUCUGGGGACGGUAUAUCAUUGGGUUUAAAGCUUAGGCAGAACCAUAGGGGAUUCAGCGCUGAGACUUUGGGAUUAAUGAAGCUCUUUUAUUGUUUUGUUUCGUCCUCAUGCAGCAAUUUGAAUGUUCUUUAGCGUAUUUAUUUCAAACUGAACAGAAAUCAUUUGGAUGGUGUAUUUCAGCUAGCUCUAGUCGUCACAGGGUGUUUCCACACCUACAGAUCGUUGCUUUGUUUCUCCCUUGGUCUUGGCCUGUUCUGUAUUGACACUGAAAUAUAGUCAAGAUUGCCAAAGCACACUGCAAUACAGGGCUGUCCUUACACCGUCACAUCACAGCCUGCUUUUCUACUGCAUGGGUCAACAAAUCCCAUGUGUUCUGGUCGCACUCUUCAAACUGGGAUGGCUUCAGAGCACUAGUUAGCAAAUUAGUUAACCAUAACCGAGGAGGUCAAAUCUCAUCACCAUCAUCAUCACCACUCACAAAAAUACUCAAAAAACUUCUGUAGCAGCGCAUGAAUGAGAGGGGUUAACGCUCUGCUGGGUUCAGGCCUGUUUCAGACUGGGUGUGUGGUGGCUGCGUGACAGCUUAAGUUUGUCACAAGUCAGGGCUUUCUGAUUGCCUGGGUGAAUGCUAUGUCUUGCACCAAGAAUCUAAAGAAUACAGAGUAGAGGGCUGCAUUGGGAUUGGGUCCCACCAGGUCCCAUGGGACCCAACACAUAUCCCACGGGAGCCGGCAGUUUGAACUUAGCUGCGGGUGGGAAUUGGCGGCUGAAAAAAACACUGGGGGAUCAGGAUGUAGCCUAGCGACAGGAUGAUGGAGUCAACAAAUGAUGUAGAAAAGAAGCUCAAACAAGGUCUAUACAACAAAAAAAGAAAACAAGGCAAGUCUGGCAAGUUUUGUUUCUGCAGACAAGCUCUGAUGGAAUGACAGAUUAAUAUCUACUAAUGAAUACUAAAUGGCAAGACAAGUACAGUUUCAUAAAUAAUUAUUUCAACUGAAAAAGCGGGGUUUUGUGUUGUGAAAGGUAGUAAUGUUUAUGCUGAGAAUGGCUAAAUAAGCUGUCUCUGGUGCUGAAACGUGGCAGAUUUGACUGACAGCUGCCGCUCAGAGAGAGAGUGAGGGAGAGAGAUGCUCUCCGUCGAUGGGCUAUUGUAGGUGCAUGAAUCUCUAUUAAUAUCCUAUAAAAUGACGUGUUUUCUCCUGCGGGACGGGAGAAGACACAAAAUCAAUACAUCUCUAUUAUUGUGCGGGCAUGGAUUCUCAGGGUUUUGCGGGUGCGGGCGGGAGUGGACAUACACAUUGCGGGUGCGGGUGGGGGUGUGACACACACGUUGCGGGUGCAGGCGGGAGUAAAACACACACGUUACGGGUGCUGGUAAUGGUCAGAAAUUCAGUGGGAGCGGGCAGGAGUGGGAUGAAGAAAACAGUCCCGUGCAGGGCUCUGAUACAGAGUUCUCAAUACUUUGAGCUGCAACACCAGGCAUUUCUUCGAAGCGACACAUGCUUACAUCAACCGAAAACCACAGAAAAACAGAUAAUAAUUCAAAUUCAAAGUUUCUGUCCUGUUGGACCCUUCCACAGCACAGUGACACCAUUUAAAUCACCAGAAAAGUCCCAGCCAGAACUUAGCUUAGAUGCUGUUUGCGUCUCGGUAUAUCUAAAACAGAGGAUGAUCCUUUUUUCUUAUACAGCAGACAGUUUAAUAUAUUACCCAUGUGUUUGGGUCAAUAAUGCUAAUAAUGGGAAGUGAAGGGCAAGAAAUGAUUUGUCAUUAAAGCAUCUUUGUUUAGAGCUAAUUAGCUAAAAUGAGCUAUUUCAUGUUAUCUAAUGAUAUUGUGAGGACCACUGACAGCAGUCAGUCAGUGUUCUGGUGCUGUUGGUUAUGACAAUUAUAUUUUUAACAAAGAGAAAAAAAUCCACCACACACUGAAAUAGACUUUACUAAAACUUCUUUAUGAGCGAACAAUACGUUUCACCUCUAGUUUCGCUGGUUGGCUCAUGAUAAAGUUUAAGUCUAUUCAGAUUGCAUGUGAUGAUUUGUAAUAGUCAGGAGUUUGUAGAGGACCCAGGAGCAGAGCUGGAGACAGAGAAGCAGUUUUAAAGGUUUUAUUAGAGGACACAGGAGUGAGCGAGGGAUCCAGUGAGACGUUAGGGCUUGAGGUGUGAGGAGAGGUGGUGGAGGCUGGAGAGUGAGUCCCGUGAGAGAGUGUGGCAGCGUGGCAGUGGUUGGGCAGAGCACUGAUGGCACGUGGAGGCACUGGAAGAGUCGAGGAGAGAUCAGGUUAGUCAAAGCACAGGAGCACUCUUGCAAUAAUGUUUCUCAAAUAAGUGUGAGAGUCUCAAGAGGGCCAAGAUACCACUGGUAGAGUGGUAAUAAUCUGGCGCUGGAGUUGUCUCAGAGCGAGGCUUAAGUGAGUGUAGUGAUUGCUGUGAUUACGUGCAGGUGCAAAGGUGCCGGUGACAAUCAGUGCUGGUGCGCGCCAAACCUCCGUGAAGAGAACAGAAAAAACUCUCGGCAGGAAAUAGUCCACAGGAACUAGUCAAAAUAAAACUGAAAAAUGUGCAAUCACCACAUGUAGUAUUUUUUUCUCUUGGUUCACUUUGGACCUGCUACUGACCGGCACCUGACUACCUGGGCUGUGCACGGGGAUCUCUGUUUAACAGUUAUAUUUUGAUCGAGUUAACAUAAUAUUUGAUGGAUUAGGAGAAGUCCAUUCAGUACUAUUGUACCGUUUCCUUAAGCAGUGUUUCCCAACAUUUUUUCUUGGAGCCCCCAUAGACCUGCAUAAAUAGAAAACUGAUGCAUUGUUGUCAAAAAUCCCUAAUGAAUUUACUUUUUGCCUUGACAAACCCUAACAAAAUAGGUCUACACAGGGGUUUAAGUUUAAACCACUUAGUAAGUGUUUUACACUGAUUUUAGUUCAUAUGUGGAAAUCUAGUUUUUAACUUUACUUACUGGUAUUUUUGAUUUAUUGAAAAAGUUUAUUUUUUUUAUCAGUGGUAGUACAAAUGUUCUCACUGAGGUAAAAGUGAUGAAGAAAGACAGGGCUGUGACAGCAGGGAGCCAACACACCGGAGCAGAAACGGGACGCAGCGGUCAUUCAGCCAACAUACACCCAGUCUGAAACAGCUGUUAUGGUUUAAAGAGAGGCCUUGUUAUGAUGACUGUGAGUUUAAUGUCUUUGAGAUUGUUUACAUCAGCUGUUGAAAAUGAAGGUCUUCAUGAACAUUUCUAUGUUUAUUUUUCUUUAAAACAUAUCCAAUGAGUUAAUUUUGAUAUGAAACAAACAGAGACAUUGGUGAGCACUCGUCCCAUUUUCAACAUCUGUUGUAACUACGAUCUACUUCCUGUGGAUUUUAUGAAGUACAGGAGAGGUUUGGUGAGUAAGUGUGGGAACAAAGCUUCGCCAAAAGAUGGCGCUAUUUCCUCCUGGCUUUCGAUAUGGUAACUGUCUAGAUCACCACAGUAGCUUCUAUUAGUCCUGUACGAUGAAGUCCCAGACCACCUCUGCUUGCUUGUUGGGUAUUUUGUUCAUGUCACAACAAACCAGGCCAAGAGGAAAACAUCUCUUUGUUUCAGGACAAAUGAUAAAGUGUGAAAACACCCUCAGUCUUAUUGGCUUUUAUUGCUAUUCUUGAAAGUUUUUGUUCUUGAAAUAAGGAGAGUCUUGUCGGGGGAAAUCUUCACGAUGCUGGAGUUAAACCACUGUUUAAUGGGAAGAAGGAGUGUUUUCAACUUUCAGCCAACAAGAAGUUCCAAAACUGUUUGCACCAAGCAGCAACCUCUGGUGAAGAAAAAUGAUGCAAAAGUGCAACAACCUGCAGUUCCCCCAGUGUCCACUAGAGGCUGGCUUUAAAAGUCAAGGAAUCCCCAUUAGGUCCCAAACUAAAAGUCAACUUUUUACCAUAGAAAUAAACAUGUUUACAGUCUGGUAUUUAAGAAAAAAAGGUAUUGUUGUUCAUCAAUUGUCACAUCAUUCACACACUACUCUAAGUGGAUGUAAUGCUCCGAACUGUUUGCUUUUUGCUAGUAAACAACAAAGAAGAAGCAGAACACACAAAGAAGAAAGGAUACAUUCAAUAACUAGCAAGACUAGCGAGAAGACACAUCUGCUUUCUCCCCCUCCUCAGCUUCUCUGUUGUUUUUAAAAAGCCUCUGGAUGCUGGAUGUGAAAGCAAAGAGGGCUGAAGACAUUACAGAUGCUAAAACAUUGUAGAGGCUAAGAGUGGAUGUAGGGCAGUACAGGUGCCCAGUUUCAAGCCUCGCCACAAUGUCCCUCGGUGUGUUUACGCCAAACAGUUGGCGGUCCGUUCCUGGCUCAUGCCAGCUUGGGUAACCCCCCUUAAAUCUGCUGUUAUUUAACAACUGUGACCACAUGUGAUUUAGAACUGCUGCUGGUGCUGGAUGAAGUUUGGGCCAUCACAGCUACGUUUUUUCAGAAAAAAGUCCCAAGGAUAUUUGAAAAACCAAAAAUGUGAAAUCCAAGGUAAUACUUAAGUCAACAAACCUUUGGGACAAAUAAAUGCUGAGAAUUUGAUGACAAUCCAUCAAGUCUGAACCAAAGCAAACUUUCCCUAGAGUCCCAGUACAACUGAGAAUCAAGCAUUUCAUUAUGACGGCGUUUACGUGUCUGUCAGAGAGAAACGAGCAUCUGAUACUUCAAGCUCUAUCAAAGCAGUUUUCAUGCCCGAAUUUCUACUUUCAUCAUUUUUAUUCAACGAUUGACUGUUAUACAACAAUCAAACAACAAUUUUAACUCAAGACUUGUCAAAAUUAAAAUGUAAGGUAACUGUGAACAAAUGUGGUUUUCUUAUACUUUUUUUUUUUUAAUCAAAGCUUUUAAAAGCUCCACAAAAGUUUGAUGAUGAGUCCCCUGUUUGCAGAUGAUGUUUUGUCAGAGAACUCCAGAUGGGGGGCAGGAAGUGAUUUCUGAAGUGCUAUGACAUUGUAAAAGUUUUGUGUUGUUUCAGCUGUGUCUACCUGUCAGACUGGAAAGACAAUCUUGAGCUACUUUCAAGCCCUGAAAUUUGUUAAACAUUAAGAAAAAAGUAAAAAACCUUUAAGGAGAAACGCAGAGUAAAAACCCAAAUCUAAAGUCAGACAGUGCUCAUAUACAGUCUGUUUCCACCAAGCGGUCCAGUCUGGUUCAGUCCAGUAUGUCACAGUGAACUGUGAUCUUGCUUGUGUUUCCAUCCAGACUCAUUCAUGUCAGGGAAAAUCUGUCUCUCUUUAGAGAUGUGGAUCACAUGGCUCAGCUCAGUAAUAAGAGCCAGGCUCUUUAUUUGGUACCAGUUUGGUGUUCUGAAUGUGGAUUAAUUAAUGUUAAAAAGGAACAAAAGAAACUGGAACUUAAACAGACACUAACUCUUGUUCAUAAAAGAGCCUGCUUGUUUGCAAAUGAAACAUCUCUUUCCUUACAAGGUUUAUUUUCAUAAUAGUUCAUCAGCAAUCCCGGUGAAAACGAGGGAGAAAAGCUGUUAAAGACCCUGUAAAGUGAAUCCAAAGUUUGUCUAAACACUCUAGAAAUGUUGGAAUCUGGUUGCUGUAAACAUGUGAAAACACUGAGAUCUACAUGUGACUUAAUUCUGGAUUUAGACAGUUGGAAAGUUUUUUGACUCUUUCCUGGCCCCGCCCCCUAACACGGCAAUAUAAAGCCACAGAGCAGUUCAUGUCAGUCCAGUCUGUUGUUAGCUGAUGUCACUGCCUUUAUUGAAAGUUAACAGUCAGUUAAAUCCUGUUUUUUGUUCAUCGUGAGGUAAAUUUACCAAAUCUG
Messenger RNA from Cheilinus undulatus (humphead wrasse), 7178 nucleotides. It is a transcript of the gene gabrr2a, whose product is annotated as gamma-aminobutyric acid type A receptor subunit rho2a. Gene Ontology annotation, cellular component: membrane; synapse; neuron projection. Gene Ontology annotation, molecular function: neurotransmitter receptor activity; extracellular ligand-gated monoatomic ion channel activity; GABA-A receptor activity. The coding region runs from base 78 to 1307 and encodes 409 amino acids. Lineage: Eukaryota; Metazoa; Chordata; Actinopteri; Labriformes; Labridae. The record is from RefSeq and is a predicted model, not a curated record. The transcript has 8 exons. Gene Ontology annotation, biological process: monoatomic ion transmembrane transport; regulation of membrane potential; nervous system process.